ACUGCCUGAGGCCAGGGAGUUCGCUGCAACUGCUCCUCGCUCACCCCCGUCCAGCUAGCUGUGCGUCCAGCCGCUAUGUCUGUCCACUUCAGCUCUCGCUCCACCGCCCUCCCCGGCCGCAAGGCUCAGGUGCUCCUGAGCUCAGGACGCCCUGGCGGCUUCAGCAGCAGCAGUCUCUACGGCCUGGGCACCUCAAGGCCUCGUGUGGCCGCGCGCUCCGCUUAUGCGGGGGGCUCGGUGGGUUCAGGCAUCCGUGAGAUCACCAUCAAUCCGAGUUUGCUGGCGCCGCUGAGGGUAGACAUCGACCCCACCAUCCAGCAAGUUCGCCAGGAGGAGCGGGAGCAGAUCAAGACCCUCAACAACAAAUUUGCUUCCUUCAUCGACAAGGUGCGCUUCCUGGAGCAGCAGAACAAGAUGCUGGAGACCAAGUGGGCCCUGCUGCAGGAGCAGAAGUCAGCCAAGGGCAGCCAGCUUCCCCGCAUCUUUGAGGCCCAGAUUGCUGGGCUGCGGCAGCAGCUUGAGGCACUGCAGCUGGAUGGGGGCCGCCUGGAGGUGGAGCUGCGAAACACGCAGGAGGUGGUGGAAGAUUUCAAGAACAAGUACGAGGAGGAGAUUAACCGGCGAACGGCUGCAGAGAACGAGUUUGUGUUACUGAAGAAGGACGUGGAUGCUGCCUACACGAACAAGGUGGAGUUGGAGGCCAAGGCGGACAGCCUGAAUGAUGAGAUCAGCUUUCUCAAGAGCCUGUAUGAGACAGAGUUGGCAGAGCUGCAGGCCCAGAUCUCAGACACCUCUGUGGUGCUCUCCAUAGACAACAGCCGCUCCCUGGACAUGGACGGCAUCAUCGCCGAUGUCAAGGCCCAGUAUGAGGAGAUGGCCCGCCGCAGCCACGCUGAGGCUGAGGCCUGGUACCAGACCAAGUUUGAGACGCUCCAGGCCCAGGCUGGGAAACAUGGGGAAGACCUCCGUAACACCCGGAGUGAGAUUGUGGAGAUGAACCGCACCAUCCAGAAGCUUCAGGCUGACAUUGAGACCGUGAAGAACCAGCGUGCCAAGUUGGAGGCCAGCAUUGCUGAGGCUGAGCAGCGUGGGGAGCUGGCCCUCAAGGACGCCAGUGCCAAGCUGGCCGAGCUGGAGGGCGCCCUGCAGCAGGCCAAGCAGGACAUGGCACGGCAGCUGCGCGAGUACCAGGAGCUCAUGAACGUCAAGCUGGCGUUGGACAUCGAGAUCGCCACCUACAGGAAGCUGCUGGAGGGCGAGGAGAACCGGUUGUCUGGAGAUGGAAUGGGGCCUGUGAAUGUCUCUGUCCUGAAUUCCACCGUGGGCAAUGGCAGCAGGCUCAUCGUUGGGGGGACCAUGGGCAGUAAUGCUCUGAGCUUCAGUGGGGGACCAGGAGCUCUCAAGGCCUAUUCCAUGAGGACCACAUCUACCGCUCGCAGGGCCCCCCACAACUGAGGCUUGGAGAGA
Messenger RNA from Acomys russatus (golden spiny mouse), 1467 nucleotides. RefSeq names its product keratin 7 (gene Krt7). The transcript has 9 exons. The coding region runs from base 76 to 1455 and encodes 459 amino acids. NCBI's taxonomy places the organism in Eukaryota, Metazoa, Chordata, Mammalia, Rodentia, Muridae. The record is from RefSeq and is a predicted model, not a curated record. Gene Ontology annotation, biological process: intermediate filament organization; keratinization. Gene Ontology annotation, molecular function: structural constituent of skin epidermis. Gene Ontology annotation, cellular component: keratin filament.